UAUUCGUUGCUUGUAGAGAGAGCACGAAUAUAAUGACAAAAUAAAGGAGAUAUUUAAUGAAUAACCUGUAUAAUUUUAGGUAAAGUAAAUUGGUUUUGUUAUAACGUAAUGAGUUCACAAAUAAAAAAUGACGAAGCUGCAGAGAAGCCCAAAUCUUCGCUCGGAGUCCGUCACCUUCAGACGGUGAUGUUAUUCUUUGCCAUGGUCAUCGCGUACGGUAUGCGGGUCAACAUGAGUAUCGCCAUUGUUGCUAUGACAGACUCGAGCAGGGAGGAUACCUUUGAAUGGAGCAUGCAGACACAGAGCGUUAUACUAUCAUCAUUCUUCUGGGGUUACGUCGUGCUGCAGAUACCCGGUGGGGCACUGGCUGCGAGGUUCGGCAGCAAGAUACUGCUGCUACUAUGCAUUGGUAUUAACUCUGCGGCGUCGUUGUUGGUCCCUGUUGCGGCUUAUUAUGGAGACUGGCAGUCUGUGUGUGCCUGUCGCGUGGUCCAGGGUCUAUCUCAAGGAUUCCUCUUCCCUUGCACGCACAACUUGAUCGGGAAAUGGGUACCCUUGGAAGAAAAGAGUCGGCUUGGUGCAUUUAUGUAUGCAGGAAGUCAGUUAGGCACAGCUCUGCAAUCCAUGGCGGCGGGUUACAUCUCCGAGUACUGGGGAUGGCCCUUCAUCUUUUACUCCACCGGAGCGCUCGGCGCGCUGUGGACUGUGAUUUACGCCUUCCUGGGAUCUAGCUCGCCGCAAACUUCGAGAAUCAUUAGUGCCCACGAGAAAAGCUACAUUGAGCACUCUUUGGGACAUGUUGGUCAACAACAGAAGCUGAAAACGCCUUGGAAGUCGAUAGUGACGUCAGUUCCAUUCAUAUCGCUGAUCAUAGCGCACUGCGGGCAGAACUGGGGUUUGUGGACUCUGAUGACUGAGACUCCAUCGUACAUGGGCAACGUGCUGGGCGUGGACAUCAAGUCUAACGGCCUGAUGUCAGCUGCACCAUAUCUUGGCAUGUUCAUUAUGAGCUUCCCCGUUGGAUAUAUUUCAGACUAUGUUCUGAAAAAGAAAUGGCUCAGCGUUACAGCCUCUAGAAAAAUUAGCAACUCCAUUGGAAUGUACGGUCCAGCCACAAUUCUUAUCAUACUGAGCUAUGUGCGUGCCAGCACGACUGCUGCCGUCUGUCUUCUCACUCUGACUAUGGUGCUCAAUGCUGGUCAUUACGCUGGCUAUUUGUUGGUGCAUAUAGACAUGGCGCCAAACUUCGCCAGCAUUCUGAUGGGGAUCACUAACUUCUUCGCCAAUAUCAUCGGCAUCAUCGCCCCGCUGGUCGCCGGAGCCAUCAUCAAGGAUGAGAAUAACGCGGAUGAUUGGCGAAACGUGUUCUAUCUGUCGUCAGCGGUGUACAUAGUGUUCAAUACUGUAUUCGUCAUCUUUGGCUCCAGUGAGACACAGCCGUGGAAUGAACCAGAAGAAGGGAAUCACAAAGAAACCGGUAUUGCAAAUGAUCUAAAUCAAGAUAAGGAGCACGUGUUGCAUAAAAUUUAAUGUAAAAUGUUUAUUUUUUAUUUUUUAAAUAAAAUGCUGCAAUUUUUA
This is a messenger RNA of Plodia interpunctella (Indianmeal moth), 1578 nucleotides long. RefSeq names its product putative inorganic phosphate cotransporter. The transcript has 11 exons. The record is from RefSeq and is a predicted model, not a curated record. Bases 109 to 1530 code for a protein of 473 amino acids. Gene Ontology annotation, molecular function: transmembrane transporter activity. Lineage: Eukaryota; Metazoa; Arthropoda; Insecta; Lepidoptera; Pyralidae. Gene Ontology annotation, cellular component: membrane. Gene Ontology annotation, biological process: transmembrane transport; monoatomic anion transport.